Molecule: messenger RNA, 721 nt
Organism: Megalobrama amblycephala (Wuchang bream)
Lineage: Eukaryota; Metazoa; Chordata; Actinopteri; Cypriniformes; Xenocyprididae
Product: gamma-crystallin M2-like
Exons: 3
Coding region: 114-659 (181 amino acids)
Biological process (GO): visual perception; lens development in camera-type eye
Molecular function (GO): structural constituent of eye lens
Source: RefSeq, a predicted model, not a curated record
UAGCAAGCACACAGUUUUAUUCAGUUCGCUUGGGUAUAAAAGUAAGGGUGAGACCUGCCAGGAGGACAGAGCAGUGUAAACGGAAGAGCGUCCAAUAAUUAAAUAAAAAAAAAAUGACUACAUCCGGCAUGAGCAUGUGCAGGGCCGUCUUCUAUGAGGACAGGAACUUCCAGGGUCGCUCUUAUGAGUGCACAAGCGACUGUGCCGACAUGUCCCCCUACUUGAGCCGCUGUCACUCUUGCAGAGUGGAGAGCGGGUGCUUCAUGAUGUACGAUCGUCCCAACUACAUGGGAAAUCAGUAUUUCUUUAGAAGGGGCGAGUACGCUGACUACAUGUCUAUGUUUGGCAUGAGCGACUGCAUCAGAUCUUGCCGUAUGAUCCCUAUGCACAGGGGAGCCUUCAGAAUGAGGAUCUAUGAGAGGGAGAACUUCAUGGGUCAGAUGUACGAGAUGAUGGAUGAUUGUGACAGCAUCAUGGACCGUUACCGCAUGUCUCACUGCCAGUCCUGUCAUGUGAUGGACGGCCACUGGCUCAUGUAUGAGCAGCCCCACUACAGAGGCAGGAUGUGGUACUUCAGGCCUGGAGAGUACAGGAGCUUCAGCAAUAUGGGUGGCAUGAGAUUCAUGAGCAUGAGGCGCAUCAAUGAUUCCUUCUAUUAAAAAGUAAAUUGUAUUAAUGCAAGAAAAUUUGUGUUAUGUGACAAUAAAGCACUUCUGAACUA